This is a messenger RNA of Camelina sativa (false flax), 1819 nucleotides long. Its product is annotated as cytochrome P450 71B2-like. Gene Ontology annotation, molecular function: monooxygenase activity; iron ion binding; oxidoreductase activity, acting on paired donors, with incorporation or reduction of molecular oxygen. The record is from RefSeq and is a predicted model, not a curated record. Lineage: Eukaryota; Viridiplantae; Streptophyta; Magnoliopsida; Brassicales; Brassicaceae.
AAAAUUAUCAUCGAGGCGCAUGUGACAUUUUAUAGAAUAAUCUUCAAAUGUUUCUAUAAAGAGCAUCUUCAAGGGCAGCUACUAAUCAUCAACAUCACUUCCAAGUCCAAGAGAAAAAAGUAGAAACAUACAAAUACAAAACCAAGAUCCAAAAAAAAAAAAAAAAAAUGGNUGGAGAUCUUGAUCUAUUUGUCCUGGGUUUUGUUGCUUGCCCUCUUCUCCUUUGUAUUUCUAAAGAAGAAGAAUCAACGACUUCCUCCGGGCCCUAGGGGUCUCCCGCUCAUCGGAAUCUUGCACCAAUUCACAGGAAUCCCUCACAAGUGGUUUCAUCAGCUGUCACUCAAACACGGACCCGUGAUGGCUCUUCCUCUAGGGAUAACGACAGCUGUUGUGAUCUCCUCAAGCGAAGCGGCUGAAGAAGUUCUCAAAACCAAAGAUGUUGAGACAUGUACUCGACCACAGAUGUUGGGGGCGAGGAGACUCUCGUAUAACUUUAAAGAUAUCACUUUUGCACAGUUCACUGAUACUUGGAAAGAGAACCGUAAAGUCUCGAUGGUGGAGCUUUUGAACUUCAAGAAGCUUCAAACUUUUAAGUCUUUAAAGGAGGAAGAGAUGGAUUUCAUGGUGAAGAGGAUAUCCAAUUCGGCUUUGGAACAAUCUCCCGUGGAUAUAAACAACAUAUCUAUGGGCCUCGUCUCCCACAUCUUAUGUAGAUCAUCGUUAGGACAGAACUUGCACACGAACAAGUUUUUCGACGAGGAGAGAAUCAUACAGCUUGUUAUGGAAGGCUCCCUAGCCACAGGUGAAUUUGGUGUCGCUGAUUUCUAUCCUGGUAAACUAGGAAACUUUGCAGAUUGGUUGCUCCAAAGAAAAAGAGUGAUACUAGAGAAAAUGUUUAAGGAGCUUGAUGACUUUUACCAACAUGUGAUUGAUGAUCACUUGAAGUCAUCAGAUGGACCCAAAGGUACAGAUCCUUCUGCCGAUAUCGUUUCCGGGAUGCUGAAUUUGGUUGAUAAAAAUGGAACUCCUGGCUCCAAACGCAACUUGGAUCAAGUCAAAGGAGUACUCAUGAAUCUUUUUCUAGGAGGGAUAGAUACAGUUGCCAUAAUUCUGAUAUGGGCAAUGACAGAACUCAUUAGACACCCAAGGGCGAUGAAGAAAGCACAAGAAGAGAUUCGGUCUGUCCUCGGAGAGAAAAGAGAGAAGCUCACGGAAGAAGACUUAGAGAAAGUCGAAUACUUGAAGCUCAUAGUCAAGGAAACAUUCAGAUUGCAUCCAUCAGUUCCAACUAUACCUAGAGAAUCGAUGUGUCCAAUAAAGAUCCAAGGCUAUGAUAUCCCUGCAAACACGCGGAUCUACAUCAACGUAUGGGCGAUUGGACGAGAGGCCAAGGUUUGGGAAAACCCUGAAGAAUUCAUCCCUGAGCGGUUCAUGGAUAGUGAUGUCCAUUUCAAGGGACAACACUAUGAGUUGUUACCCUUUGGUUCUGGUCGGAGACUCUGUCCCGCGGUUUCAUUUGCCAGCAGUACAAUAGAAUUUGGGCUCUUGAAUAUGCUUUACUUCUUUGACUGGAGCUUACCCGAUGGUGUGGUCGCCGAAGACAUUGAUAUGGGAGAUAUUGGAAAUAUCUCCUUUUACAAGAAAGUACCUCUCGUCCUUGUUCCCGCUAAACACCAUUAACGAGAUCGUCAGAAAAAUAUUUUCAAACAAUUUGUCAUUUUGUUUGAAAUCUUUAAUUAAGUAUACCGUUGAAGAUAUUAAUGUUUGUUGUAUCUUUCACGAUUUUUAUCAAUAAUAAAAGUGUUUUUAUUUCUUCCUA